CUGAUGAGCACAGGGGCUGACUGACAACUCAUGGGGCCCCUGGGCAAUAAGUGAUCAUGGGGCCCCUGCAGGGGCGGACUGACAACUCAUGGGGCCCCCGGGCAAUAGGGGAUCAUGGGGCCCCUGUGUCCUUGCCCAAACUGAAAAAAGCCUAUGAAAAAGGUACCAGGGGCAUCUUAUGGGGCCCCCUACUGACCCCGGGCCCUCGGGCAGUGCCCGAGUUUCCAAAUGGUCAGUCCGCCCCUGGUCCU
Molecule: messenger RNA, 251 nt
Organism: Staurois parvus
Lineage: Eukaryota; Metazoa; Chordata; Amphibia; Anura; Ranidae
Source: the annotation of a GenBank genome assembly